AUAAUUAUGUAGCAUUUAGAUUAUUUAAACUAUUUAUAUUCAAUGUAUCUUUGUCUUCAAAUGAUAUACUUUACUUGUAGAGCUCAAAAACCAAUUGGGACAUGUUCCAAACUGUUUCCUAAUGUGAGACAUCAACCUUUUUUAAUACCAACUCGUUCUAUGUUCAUACAAACUCAAGAUACUCCUAAUCCAAACAGCCUUAAGUUUUUACCAGGUGUUCAAGUUUUGGAAAAAGGUCAUACAAUGGAUUUUCCUAAUGCAUCAGCAGCAUACUGUAGUCCUUUAGCUAAAGUUUUGUUUCGUGUUGAAGGGGUAAAAAGUGUCUUUUUCGGUUCAGAUUAUAUUACUUUAACGAAAGCAGAUGAUGAUAUAGAAUGGAUGGUUAUUAAACCAGAAAUAUAUGCCACCAUUAUGGAUUUUUUUGCUAGUGGUCUACCUAUAUUAACUGAUGCCAAACCAACUAGUGAUACUCAAAUUCAUGAAGAUGAUAAUGAAACUGUGAUGAUGAUUAAAGAACUUCUUGAUACCAGAAUCAGACCAACUGUACAAGAAGAUGGUGGUGAUAUCCUUUUUAUAGGAUAUGAUGCAGGAAUUGUCAAGUUGAAAUUACAAGGAUCUUGUACUAGCUGUCCAAGUUCUGUAGUUACUCUAAAAAGUGGUGUUCAAAACAUGCUUCAAUUUUAUAUACCUGAGGUGAUAGCUGUCGAACAAGUCGAAGAUGAAAUUGAAAUACGGACAAAAGCCGAAUUUGAAAAAUUUGAAAAGAAGUUGGAAGAAAAUGAUGAAAAGGGACAAAAAUAAUCCAGUUAAAUCUUAGAUAUUUAUUAAUAAACAUUUUCAUGAAGUUUUGUAUAGAAUAUAGAUGUAAUAUAACAAGACUACAUUAUCAAAACAUCUACAGUGCAGAGUGGUUUCCAUAGUAUAUUUUUUUACUAAUCAAUAAAUGUUUUAUUGGAUAAUUAUAUAGUUUUGGUAAAAUGUUUUGUUUA
Molecule: messenger RNA, 989 nt
Organism: Diuraphis noxia (Russian wheat aphid)
Lineage: Eukaryota; Metazoa; Arthropoda; Insecta; Hemiptera; Aphididae
Product: NFU1 iron-sulfur cluster scaffold homolog, mitochondrial-like
Biological process (GO): iron-sulfur cluster assembly
Cellular component (GO): mitochondrion
Molecular function (GO): iron-sulfur cluster binding; iron ion binding
Source: RefSeq, a predicted model, not a curated record